Molecule: messenger RNA, 852 nt
Organism: Monascus purpureus
Lineage: Eukaryota; Fungi; Ascomycota; Eurotiomycetes; Eurotiales; Aspergillaceae
Source: the annotation of a GenBank genome assembly
AUGCUGUUGGUGUCCUGGCUGUGCGGUUCUUUCUGGGAGGGCUGGAAGGUGCUGUUACAGCUGGAGUUUCUAUGCAUUACGGACAUUAGAUAUAACUCUGAACCGCUACGACUAGGCUUCGUUCUGAUUACUGCGCAGUGGUUUCUGUUGAAAGACCAAGCUCUUCGAAGUGCCAUCUGGUUCUCAUUCAACGGGGUGGUUCAAGUCGUCGGAGGUAUUCUGGCAUACGGAGUCUCACGCGGCUUCGAAGGCCACUACAGUUUCUCUUCGUGGAAAGCAAUCUUUCUCAUCCCCGGAUUGCUGACUACUACAUACGUGAUAUUUAUCUUCAUGGUGACCGUCGACAUCCCCAACGGCAGCAUCACCGUGUUCUUCACCCAGCUCAUCGAAAGCUUCGGCUUCGAUUCCCAGAUCACUUUCCUCCUCACUAUGCUGGGAGGCGUAGUCGAAGUGAUCUCCAUGCUUGGGAUCUCCUACCUAGCAACCAAGGUCAACAACCGCAUGUUCUGCGCUGCGGGCGGCCAGAUCCUCGGGCCACUAGGCAUCGCACUGAUGAUGGGCCUCUCCCGCUCAGGAAUCACCGCAUACCCUGUGGGCCAGUUGAUCGGAUACUACCUAGUGAUCGGCAACAACGGUGCCAGUGCUCGUCUUUUCGGUCAUCUCGUCGAAUCCAGCCGGCCACACGAGGAGGACCACCGUCAACGCCGUCUCGUUGAUCGGGUACUAUGUUGGCUUUCUGGUCGGUCCGCAGACGUACCGCAAGUCGCCUGCUUAUCCGGAUGCCAUGUGGGCAGUCGUCGCUAUGUGGACUAUUGCGUUGCUGGUGUGUUUAGUUCUGUACUAUGUCAAUGA